Messenger RNA from Lotus japonicus, 2573 nucleotides. Its product is annotated as condensin-2 complex subunit H2. The coding region runs from base 293 to 2332 and encodes 679 amino acids. The record is from RefSeq and is a predicted model, not a curated record. The transcript is spliced from 11 exons. NCBI's taxonomy places the organism in Eukaryota, Viridiplantae, Streptophyta, Magnoliopsida, Fabales, Fabaceae. Gene Ontology annotation, biological process: mitotic sister chromatid separation; meiotic chromosome condensation. Gene Ontology annotation, molecular function: chromatin binding. Gene Ontology annotation, cellular component: nucleus; condensin complex.
AGCGGGAAAAAACAUAUCGAAAACAUCUUGAACCUCUCUCGUCUGAGCCCCUUUCGUUUUGGUUUGUUGCCAUAGCUCAUCAUCCUCAUCUCUCUGAACUCCACACAAGCUUGGAUUUUGCCACCAACCCACCUCGUUAUUCCUGGGGAAUUUCAAAACCCUGCAAUUUUUUUCUUCUGGGUUCCCAAUCCCUCACCACAACACUGAAACCCUAGGGUUUUCUCUGUGUGUGUUUGGUUGCCGGAAAUUGCCGAAAUUACUAUGAUUUGUGCAGCAAUUCUGGCCAACGAAGAUGACUAGAGACAAUCCGGAACCAGCAGGUGGAGGAUUCCACACGGUUCACGCCGAGCGGGACCUUCAAUCCAAUUGGGAAGUUGACCUCGCCAAGAAACUUGAGGAUUAUCUGCUGAAAAUCUGCUCCGGCGAGAUCACCGGCGAAGAAGAAGGUCACAUUCCUGUGAAUUUCGCUGAAGCUGCUCUUCUGCUUCAGGGUUCCAUUCAGGUGUAUAGUCGAAAGGUGGAAUAUCUCUACAGCUUGGUACUAAAGGCUUUGGAGUUUCUCUCUCAGAAAAGACAGCAGGAGCAUGUAGAUGGGACAUCAGCCCAACCUGAAGAGAGUGGUCCCUCUGCUGUUGCUGAUGAAGAAAAUGAUGAAUUCUGGGGCUUAGAUGACAUCCCAGUUGAGGAAAAGAAUUCCUUGGAUGCUUCAACAGGCAAAGAAGUGAACUUGGAUCAAUUUAUAAAACCCCCUGCAAAUCUAGUUGUUCUUGAAGGUGACUGCUUGGAUGCUGUUGGUGAUGGAGGAGAAUUGGAGUCUUAUCUGUUGUCCACCACUGACUUGUACCAGGAUUUCAUUUUAUUGGACUCAUCUGAUGCUGUUGCAGUUGAUGAGUUUCUGAAGGGUAGAAAAGCUGUUAUGACACAAAAUGGUACAAGUAGAGGAUUCUCAAAUCGUAAAAGCUUUCUAUCUCCAAGACGUACUGGGGGAAGUGCUCAUAGAGCAUCAGCUGCAAAGAGUCCGCGUGCUAAUUCCAACUGCUCUCCUAAAAAUUUAAAUUUUGAUGACAACAAUGCUGGCCCCAGUUCUCCUGUUUCUGCUGGUCUUGAUAACUGUGACUUCGGAUUUAAUAUGAAUGACGGAUUUGAUACUUCGAGGGAUUCAGACAAUUCAGAUGCAGAUGGUGAUGACCCAUGGAAACCUUUGAAUCCCCAUGAACCAGGAAACUUGAGAGUGAAGCCCUUUAGAAAAGUGAAAGCUUUAAGAAAGACUGCCAUCAAUGUGACGCGUCCAAUAUCUACUAGCACUUUGUUUCCACCAGCAAAAUUGCAUGGUCCUGUCAGCCCAGAGCUCAUGGAAUUGUGGGAGAUGCGACAUCCUGCCCAUGAACGAGAAAAAGAAUCUCAACCUCCUCCACCCUUAUAUGAGAAGCUGAGGCAAUCUCUUAUUAAUGAGGAGAAUGAAACUGGUGGAAUUUUUUUUAACUCUGAAGCAGACAAUGAUGACAACGAAUACGAUAGUGGAAAUCCUGAUUUUGAUAUGCCUGGCAGUGCCUUCAUGGAUGAAGAUCUACCUCCUGGCAAUAACGAGCAUGGAGUUGACGAUGCUCAUGUCAAUGUUGAUGAAGAAUUUCCAAAUUCUCAAACAAGUAUGGAAGAUCUUUGCCGCUCUCACCUGAAUGCUCUCCUAGCUAGCAUAGCUGAAAAUGAGAAGCAAACUGAAAUGGCUGCUAGGGUUUCAACGUGGAAACAAAGAAUUGAGCACAACUUAGAAGAACAGGAUUCACACCCACCAUUUGAUAUCCAAGACUAUGGUGCAAAAAUCCUUGACAAACUAUCCCUUGAAUCAAGCAGUGGCGGAGGUGUCCUGUCCUUUUCUGAUUUGGUAAAGGGUCAAGAAAAGUAUGAUGUAUCCAGAAGUUUUUCUGCACUUCUUCAACUGGUAAACAAUCGAGACGUAGAUCUAGAAAGAAAUGGAUUUGAAGGGGGUUCUGUUUGCUACACCACUGAUAAUCCAUUUCAUGUUAAGCUCCUUGAGAAUGAUAAGAACCGGGAGAACAAGCAGCCGCCGCUGUUGUCAAAAAAGAGACAGAAGUCUCCAACGAAAAAACCACCUACAAAAGGCGGUGAUGCGAACAAAACCAGAAGAGAUAAGUCUCCCUCCGCGAGUUCAGGUUCUAGGAAAUCUGGAUCAUCAGGGGUGUCGGCACCUGGAAAUUGUAAGUUCUCUGUGAAGCUUGGAAAGGUGAGUAGUGGCAUAAGGCUCUCCCCUGAAUCUAAGAGAAGGCGUAGAUCUCAGUAUGCGGAACCAGUUAACUCAUCUUCAGCAGGUUGAUGGGAUGGUUCAAUUCAAGACAUUUGCUUGAUGUCAUAGACUUAGUUGUGAAGUAAAUUACAAACCUAGUUUUCAUUAGAUACUAACAUCCAUUAGUUUUCACCUGUAUCAUUAUUGGUUUUGGCGACAUUAACAUAUUGAUGUAAUAAUUUCGCCUUGUACAAGAUGCAUUCUUAGCAAUGUAAUACCUUUUGUCAUACUUUGGGCGAUGCGUAUGGAGAAUGAUUUGUUGGGAGAGAUA